GGGGGUGUGGGUUACCAGAAGAAAAUUUUAAAAGGAACAGAAGCCAGCGGCUCGUUCUCAGAAGAACUCCAGACCUAGGAAGAGGUCAGAUCCCUUGCACCAAACUAGACGCCGCCUUCUCCCCCCUUUGCCUGCUUUCCUAUGCUCUGGGAAGUCCCCAGUAUAUCUUUAAGGUCCAUAGUGCCGGGAGACAUCAAGGAGAAGAAUACCAACCCUCAAUAUCCAGACAAACGCUGUGCCUGGCUGUGGUAGAAAUUGGAAAUCCUUGAAGCUGGCAAUCUUAAUCUGUUGCAUAAAUCUAUAAACACCGUGACUGAAUAGCUCCAGCCACGUGUUCUGGUGGAUUGAAAAGCGGUCCCCCCUUUUUGUUCCUGGACCUCUGUAAAUUCAUCUUUGACGGCAAGAGUUUUGAGUCAUGAAUAGGACUACUGUUUUGAGUCUCUUUAUUCUUGGCUGCUUUUGUGCCAGGGCUCUUGCCAGGGAUGCAAGAGGCCACCAUGAGAACCCUGGUGAGGGGAAUGAAACCCAUUCUGAUUCAGAGGCUAUAGAUGAAAUAUUGGAAGAGCCGCAGACUCACCGAAAGAAGAUUCACAUUUUGGGAGAAAACGACCUGCUAACUGACUUGGCAAACUGCAGAUACUUCAAACAGUUUAGGAAAAUCUUGAGGAAAGCACAGCGAGAAAUCUUACUCCAUCUGCAAAAUUUCAGUCAUAUAGAUUUACCGGAGGCAAUAAGGCAAAACGUUAAUCUAUUGAAAAGAGCUAAGUUGUGGGCUGUUAGAUUUUUAUCAAAGUCUCAAUCUAUUGUCAAUGUUUGUGUACCAGCGCUCUCGAUCAAUGCCACAAAGGUCACAAAAUCAGAAAAAAAUGAAAGGCCAGAUGACCAACUAACCCUCAUCAGUAGUGAAUAUGGAAGGAUUCAAGGUGGAGAACAAUACAUUGUGGAUGAGAGUGAUCCAGAAAUUAGAAUCCAUCAAAGGGCAAAGCAAAUUCAGCACAAAAAGCUCUUCCCCAGAAGCAAUAGAAGAAAAAAAAUUGGUCGACUUGUUAAUACCAUUUUAUCUAUGUUGACAACAGACGGGAAAAUUGACGAAACUUCUCUAUUAAAAGAACUUAUAUCAUCAACUGCAGGAGAUAACAUGUCGAAAGUAACUCAACGUGCUGAAAAAGGUCCUUACAUCAAAGCACAGAUAAGUGGUCGCGUGAGAGAUGUUCCGCCAUACUUUCUCAGUGUAGCCGUGGGAGCGAGAAUUAUAAAACAUGGGAAACUGGCUGACCUUGCCAGCUCCCGGCGUUUCCGAACUCUUUCACGUGGUUUGUCUCCAGCUAUACUGAGGUACGGUGGAACAUAUGCGAAUUGCGUCAUCUACCAGGAAAAGGUCUCCGAUGACUCUCCCAGAAUGAAUGAUGAUCACAGAGAUCGUUCCAUCAUCGAGCGUCCUAUAUAUGAUGUCAUUAUAGGAAAGGACGAUGAAAGUCAAGAACCUGCUCAUAAUGCCUCUCUAAGAACGGAAGCAGAUGAUAUAAGGGACAACAGAUCUCCACUUAGUAAAAGGAUGUCAGACUUCGAUGAUAGUGGAGCUUAUCGGCUAGUAACCGAUGAACGUGAAGGAAACCAUACUUGUCCUUUUGAUGAAGAAUUCCAUUCGCACUAUGGAGUCAAACCUAAGAGCGAUUCUACAGACUCUUCUUAUGAUUUACUGGCGGCCAUCUUCUCAUCGGUCAACAGAAAAGCUUCCCUUUUCCUCAAUGAUGAGCCUACUCAACUUGACGACGAAGAUUUGUCCCAUGAUCAUUUCACAAAUUUCACAAUGACAGCGGACGAUCUGAUCACCUUAACAGACUUCGCAGAAGAUGUUGGAAUGACACUGCUCUUUGAUGUCAAUCAGUUAUACCGAACGCCUGACCGACUGGAAUGGGAUCCGACAAAUGCCCGGAGAAUCUUCCACGACGUUGCCGCAAGAAACAGAUCAUUGAUUUGGCAACUAGGGAAUGAACCCAACGCAUACCACCAUGUUUUUGGGCUGACCCUCUCAGGCCAAGAGGACGCCUCCGACUUCGAAAAGUUUCACCAAGAACUAAAAGCAUAUUUCGACCACCCGAUCAUAGUGGGACCCGACGUCACCAGACCCCAGGCCAAACAUGACUCACCAGACGAUGAGUUAGAAUCAGCUAUUAUAUCGACGGAAGGACUGCUACCAUAGAAGACUUCAUAUCGGCCGAUUUGUUCGAUGAACUUGCAUAUUCUAUCACCCAAAUCAUCCACGUCCGUGACCAGCUGGCUCCAGGAACCCCCAUAUGGCUAACGGAGACCAGCUCAGCCUUCGGGGGAGGAGCCAAGAACCUAAGCAAUCGGUACAUCGAUGGAUUUCUUUGGAUGGACAAAUUGGGAACUGCAGCUCGUAUGGGUAUCAGCGUGGUAGCCAGACAGACCCUCUAUUCGGGAAACUACGCCAUUAUCGAUGAUUACAUUACCCCUGAACCAAGUUACUGGCUUUCCUACGUCUUCAAAAAUUUAGUAGGAGAAAGGGUCCUGAACGUAACAAUGAGAGGUGCUUCGUCAACAACAAGGCUCUACGCUCAUUGUCAAAAAAACUCGUCUUCUUACUCUUAUCAAUCUGGUAAUAUUGUCAUCUUUGGUAUGAAUUUAGACGUUAAGUCGGUAGAUGUAUCUAUAUCAGGGAUUCAUCGGAGUCACCUCAUUGAGGAAUAUGUCUUGAAACCAGCAUUUGGAGAUCUGCAGUCUAAUGCUGUAUUGUUGAAUGGAAAGGCCUUGAGGAUGAUAUCUGACGAGGAACUGCCAGAAUUAACUUCGGUGCCGUUGCCAGAUCAAGAGUUUCAUAUUCCUCCCACUACUUUCGGAUUCUGGGUAUUCGUGAAGGCAGGAUUUGAGGAUUGUCUCGAAGAACAUCGUUUCUAGUCUCAGAAAUGUUUCAGACUUGUUUUCAUGGUAACACGUGUGUAAGACUAUGCGGCAGUCUGCUCUUAAUUAAAAAAUAUUUUCAUGAUGUAUUUAGUUAAGUUUUCCAUUCUAGGAGUAAUAAAUUGACAAUUGUAAUUUCCUUUUGGGUGCAAGUUAUUAUAGGUCUUCGUGAUUUAAUACCGGUGAAUGUAAAAAAAUAUUACGAUACAUGUAAUAGAAAUUCAUAAUUGACCAUGUGUUACAAACUUACCAAUCAGCUAUCAUGGUGGAAGUAGGUUGAUAUCGACUGUAAGUACAAAAUCUAAAUUUGACAGGCAUAUUUAGAAUAGUCGCUGUCAGCUUACACCUCUUUUGAUGGCUCACUGGUUAAAUCUCACUGUAGGUAGAUCGUAGUCUGUAAACCAUAAACCAGGCAGCGUUUCACAUCCCAGUGGUGGCAACUUAUCAGUUGUAAUUUCCCUUGGGUGGAAGUUAUUCCUGAGGUAUAGUGAACUGGAUGGCAAGUAAUUUCUAUGGCUUAAUGCUUGUGAAUAUAAGAAAUGUCACGGUAUAUGCGACAAAUAUUCAUA
This is a messenger RNA of Macrobrachium nipponense, 3491 nucleotides long. RefSeq lists its product as uncharacterized. Gene Ontology annotation, molecular function: hydrolase activity, acting on glycosyl bonds. Gene Ontology annotation, cellular component: extracellular matrix; membrane. The record is from RefSeq and is a predicted model, not a curated record. Lineage: Eukaryota; Metazoa; Arthropoda; Malacostraca; Decapoda; Palaemonidae.